Molecule: messenger RNA, 741 nt
Organism: Microtus oregoni (creeping vole)
Lineage: Eukaryota; Metazoa; Chordata; Mammalia; Rodentia; Cricetidae
Product: phosphate-regulating neutral endopeptidase PHEX-like
Exons: 7
Biological process (GO): protein processing
Cellular component (GO): plasma membrane
Molecular function (GO): metalloendopeptidase activity
Source: RefSeq, a predicted model, not a curated record
AUAAUGAUUCCACAUGAAAACCGAACCAGUGAGGCUAUGUAUAACAAAAUGAACAUCUCAGAACUCAGUGCAAUGAUUCCCCAGUUUGACUGGCUGGGCUAUAUCAAGAAAGUCAUUGAUACCAGACUCUACCCACACUUGAAAGACAUCGGUCCCUCGGAGAAUGUGGUGGUCCGCGUCCCACAAUACUUUAAAGAUUUAUUUAGGAUAUUAGGUUCUGAGAGGAAGAAAACCAUUGCCAACUAUUUGGUGUGGAGAAUGGUUUAUUCCAGAAUUCCAAACCUCAGCAGGCGCUUUCAGUAUAGAUGGCUGGAAUUCUCAAGGGUAAUCCAGGGGACGAUGACUCUGCUGCCUCAGUGGGACAAAUGUGUAAACUUUAUUGAAAGUGCCCUCCCUUACGUUGUGGGGAAAAUGUUUGUGAACGUUCACUUCCAGGAAGAUAAGAAGGAGAUGAUGGAAGAAUUGAUUGAGGGUGUUCGCUGGGCCUUUAUUGACAUGCUGGAGAAAGAAAAUGAAUGGAUGGAUGCAGGAACAAAAAGGAAAGCUCAAGAAAAGGCAAGAGCUGUUUUGGCAAAAGUUGGCUAUCCAGAAUUUAUAAUGAAUGAUACUCAUGUUAAUGAAGACCUCAAGGCAAUGAAAUUUUCAGAAUCGGACUACUUUGGCAAUGUGCUGCAAACCCGCAAAUAUUUAGCCCAGUCUGAUUUCUACUGGCUCAGAAAAGCUGUUCCCAAAACAGAGUGA